Nicotiana attenuata is the source of this 1004-nucleotide messenger RNA. RefSeq names its product transcription initiation factor TFIID subunit 10. Gene Ontology annotation, biological process: transcription initiation at RNA polymerase II promoter. The coding region runs from base 239 to 667 and encodes 142 amino acids. Lineage: Eukaryota; Viridiplantae; Streptophyta; Magnoliopsida; Solanales; Solanaceae. The transcript is spliced from 7 exons. Gene Ontology annotation, molecular function: RNA polymerase II general transcription initiation factor activity; promoter-specific chromatin binding. Gene Ontology annotation, cellular component: SAGA complex; nucleus; transcription factor TFIID complex. The record is from RefSeq and is a predicted model, not a curated record.
UAGGUUAAAAAUACCGAAAAUACACGCCUGGUGCUCCUUUUCUCUCUCUUGACAUCAGGCUAUUUCUUCUAAACCCAAAACAAAUUUCAUCCUUCACACGUCUCUCUCUUCAAGGAUCAAGCAGCCACCGAAUCUUUUUCUGGCGAGCGUUGGAAAACCUUCUUACCUCUGUGGUUUCGUACCUCCAUUUUACCUCCGGCGAAGUUGAAACUCUGAACGGCGCCGAUCCGCCGUUGAAAUGAACCAGAGUCAGAGUCAGGGGGGUCAGCAAACGAGUGAAGGAAGACACGAAGAUGACACUGCCCUCGCCGAUUUCCUUGCUUCCUUAAUGGACUAUACUCCCACUAUUCCAGAUGAAUUAGUGGAGCAUUACUUGGGUAAAAGUGGUUUCCAAUGCCCUGACGUUCGAUUAAUAAGGUUGGUGGCAGUUGCCACACAGAAGUUUAUUGCAGAUGUUGCCACUGAUGCUCUCCAGCAUUGCAAGGCAAGGCAGUCAGCUAUUGUCAAGGAUAAAAGAGAUAAGCAGCAAAAGCAGGACAAACGACUUAUCUUGACGAUGGAUGAUCUUUCAAAAUCUCUACGAGAGUAUGGUGUGAAUGUCAAACAUCAAGAAUACUUUGCUGAUAGCCCGUCUGCUGGGUUAGAUCCUGCUUCAAGAGAGGAAUGAUGUAUUGCCUGCCUACAAAUCUCUGUAAGCACCUUCAUCGUCUUCUGAUGGUUGCGAGGGCAUUGUCUUGUCAUCUUCUAGAUAUCUCUAAAGCUAUAUAUGUGUUGAAGGAUACAACUUUUGACUACUUUGUAUCUGAUUUACUUAUCAAUGUUAGCUGUAGUUGCCACAAUUGUUGGAUUGGUAGUUUUGAGGUUCCUUUCGUGGUAGCAACAGGAAGAAUAUCGACAAGUAGUGCAGGAGCUUAAAUCAGCUUCGGACUGGUUGAUGAAUGUACACUAUUUGGUCUAAUUCCAUGUGCAUAAUUGAUAAGAAAGAAUCCAUUGGUUUAUCAUCA